AUUGCCAUUGCCAUCGCAGUUUCAGCAUAAAAAAUAAUAAUAAUUGUUUACAUCUAACAUCUACUUGCUUGUUGCUAGAGCGGUAUCAGUUAUCACAUUCAAGUGAGAGCAGCUCCAUAGUUCGUUUACUUCCUGGUUUCUAGGAAAAUUUUGUACAAUUUUGAGGCUCAAUCAGGAAUAUUCGGCAUGUUCAGAUCAUCUCUACAGAGGAAUCCGAGAUCCAAAGGCUUCAGAGUGAAGCAUGCUCUACAAAUAUGCGUUGUGCUUGCCCUUUGUAUCUGGCUGGUUUAUCAAGCUCAAAAUUAUCGACAGAAAAAAGCAUCCUAUGGUGAAGCUGCAAAAACUGGCAAUGAGGCUGUGAAGUUAGGGAGGAAAGACCCUUAUCCUUUUGUGGACCAACCUUCUGUCACAGAUGCAAAGCACAAGGAGGAGGAGGGUGAAGAACAAAACAAGCCACAUCAUAUUAACGGUGGGGAAGAUGAGACGCUGAGGCAUAAGAAUGAGCAAAAUAACAAUGAAGAGAAGUCUGAGCGUAGACAGGAUCCAGUAGAUCAAGGGAUCGAAGAGAGUUCUGAAAAUGUUGCCACCAAGAAGGAAAGUGAAGAGAAUGACAAUAAGGUUAAUGCCAACAAGGAGGGUGAUAGCGUGAUAAAGGAGAAUGAAGACAACGAAAACAAGGAGGAGGAAAAUCAAAGCAGUGAGAUUAGUGAGGAAAAAGGUGAGCAAGAGAAAGAAGAUACAAGAGACACGGAGACGGAUGAUAAGGAGAGUGAAGAGAAUGAAGAGAUCAACCAAAAAAGAACUGAUGUGAAUGAACCAAAAGAAGAGGAGGAGAGCAAUGAAGCAGAAAAGGAAAAAGAAGAGAAUGAGGAAGUGGUUUCAUUUGAAGAUCAAGAUAGGGAAAGGAACAGUGAGGAGCCUAGAGAUGAACACUAUGCAGGAGAUAAUGCAUCCAGUGAUGUAGGUUUUAACAAGGCAGAACAAUCUGGCAAAAAGGAAAAGAAUGAAUUUGAGCCUGAGUCUAAGACAAAUGGUACUGAAGUAGCUCAUCUUGAUCAUGAAUCUGUCUUAAAUGCAACAGAACCAAGAACCACAGAAGUGAUUGAUUCUGCUGUCACAAAAACCAACAAAAGUCACGGUAGAGGGAAUCAGGGUGAGAAAAAGCACAAGAGUUCCGUCGCUAAAUCAGAUGAGGAGGAGCAAGAGCAUAAUAAGCUCUCAAGUGAUGGCGUAGACACUCUUCAUUCGCUGAAUACCACAGCAAAACAGUUCAAAACAUCAGAAAACUCCAAGGAGGAGCACUCCAGCUUGCACAAUUCAAUGCUAAAAAUGAAAGAUUCUAAAUCAGAUGCUGCAGGGGAACGAGCUGAUUCCACCUCAACAAAUUCAUCAAGAACUCAUGAGAGCAACGUGACUAACGGAGAAUACAAUGGUACCUUUGGUAAUUCUGCUCUGAGCAGAAACGCCAGCAACAAUCCCACUCAUGAAAGAAUACCUGAAGACGUUUUAUCAUCCAAUUCAAAUGGAAAUAAAAAUGCCAGCCAAAAGGUACAACUCACUUCUUCGAAUCCUUCAUCACAGCUGAAGAAAAAUAAAUCCUUCAAGUUGAGAAAUAGUACUGAUUCUGUGCAGAAUCACCGUGUAAACUCUACUCAGAGUGACACCAAGAGUGAUGGAAGUGCUAAUCACAACACAGAUGCUAGGCAAGUCGAUUCCUCUGAUACUUCACCCCAACAAAAUAGAGAGAGAACAGCAAAUUCAGAAAAUAAUGCUGGCCAGCAAAAUUCAAAAGGCAAAGAUGCUAAUGACAAUGGAAAUGCUGGUCAUGAUGGGCCAAUCAUUGCUUCUGAUUCUUCCAUUUCUGAACAGAAAAAUGCAUCCUCGAAGAAUAAUGACGAUGCUGGGCAGGUUCAAAAAGAGAACACUGUUACCAGUGAAAACCAAGCUAGAGCUCAAAAUGAAUCAAAUCGCAAAAAGAGAAAGAAGAAUCAGCACACUGGAUCAGAUGGCCGUACCAAUUUCUGAGAAAUUGAAUGAUCCAAGGCUAUUCAAAUUCUUCAAACCAUUAGGAUGUCUAGUAAGCUUAGUAGCUUUUCCAGAAACAAAUGCAGCAAUCAAUCACAAUGAUGUUACUGCCACGGAGUGAAUAAUGAUAGUGAUAAUUCAAAUAAAUCAACUAUAUCUUCUAAUCUUACCAGCAUUUUCGUUUUUGUUGAGAGAUGUAAUGUUCUUUAC
Molecule: messenger RNA, 2235 nt
Organism: Abrus precatorius (Indian licorice)
Lineage: Eukaryota; Viridiplantae; Streptophyta; Magnoliopsida; Fabales; Fabaceae
Product: myb-like protein X
Exons: 2
Coding region: 187-2025 (612 amino acids)
Source: RefSeq, a predicted model, not a curated record